Molecule: messenger RNA, 2227 nt
Organism: Jatropha curcas
Lineage: Eukaryota; Viridiplantae; Streptophyta; Magnoliopsida; Malpighiales; Euphorbiaceae
Product: Amidase family protein
Biological process (GO): translation
Cellular component (GO): glutamyl-tRNA(Gln) amidotransferase complex
Molecular function (GO): glutaminyl-tRNA synthase (glutamine-hydrolyzing) activity
Source: RefSeq, a predicted model, not a curated record
UGAUACAAACAAAACAACAUCCUCUCAACUCAAUGUAUCCUCCCUGCGCUCUCUCCUCCUACAGUUCUACCCAUUGACAGUCUUAUUGUUUUUUCUACCCCUUCCCCGUUGCUUCCGUGCGUGGCGUCGCCUCCGCAGCAGUCUCUGCUCUUCAACCGUAGUACCAGUGCCAGAUUCAGGUUCUGGUAAUCCUAAGCGGAUUUGGGCAUAGUUAGUUUAUUCCUUCACAGAAAUUGAUAAUCGGGUUUGUGUAGUUGAUUUCUAGUGACUAGUGGGUACCUGCCCGCUGCCUUUCCUAUGCUGCGUUGAAACCCAAAAGAAAAAAUAAAAGAAAAUGCUAUCCACACUGCAACCUCCUUGGUCUCUCUCUCGCUUUCCUUUACACCACCUCUCUUCCAUUAAGCCUCGCUCUCUCACCUUUACUUCUGUUUCUUCUUCUUCGUCGUCGUUGUCGUCUUCCAUAAACUCAUUGCCAGUCACUACUUCUGCCCUCACAGACCCAUCCCCUUACUCUUCACAAAUUCUCACCCUUCGUCACUCUCUGCUAUGUCGCAGCCUCACUGCAACCCAACUCGCUGAGUCCUACUUAGCUCGCCUCAGAGUCACCGAGCCACAACUCAACUCGUUCCUCCACAUCUCCGAUAACGUAUUGAAACAGGCCCAAGAGAUAGACGAUAAGAUUGACAAGGGUGAGGAUGUGGGUCCACUUGCUGGUGUGCUUGUUGGGGUUAAGGAUAAUAUAUGUACGGCCGAUAUGCCGUCUACUGGUGGGUCCCGCAUUUUGGAGAAUUAUCAGGCACCGUAUGAUGCGACAACAGUUAGGAGAAUGAAGGAGAAGGGUGCCAUUGUGGUGGGAAAAACUAAUUUGGAUGAGUUUGGUAUGGGAAGCACAACUGAAGGUUCUGGUUUUAAGGUGACUUCAAACCCUUGGGAUGUGUCUCGGGUGCCUGGUGGAUCUUCAGGUGGAUCAGCUGCAGCUGUUUCUGCUAGGCAAUGCAUGGUAUCAUUGGGAAGUGAUACUGGUGGAAGUGUAAGACAGCCAGCAUCAUUUUGUGGUGUUGUUGGUUUGAAGCCAACUUAUGGGCGUGUCUCAAGAUUUGGACUCAUGGCAUAUGCUUCAUCGCUUGAUGUUAUUGGAUGCCUUGGUACAUCAGUUGCUGAUACUGGCAUCCUUCUUCAUGCAAUUUCUGGUCAUGAUAGAUAUGAUGCCACUAGCAGUAGGAGAGAGGUUCCUGAUUAUACAUCUCAAUUCACUUCCAUAAAUCUUGUGGAAUCUAGACCAUUGAAGGGGUUGAGGAUUGGUCUCAUCCGUGAAACUCUUGAUGAUGGUGUAGAUAAUGGAGUAAAAUCUGCAAUUAAUGGUGCCGCCUCGCAUCUAGAAGAAUUAGGAUGCAUUGUGACAGAGGUUUCACUACCAUCUUUUUCCCUUGGUUUACCAGCAUACUAUAUUCUUGCUGCAUCAGAAUCAUCUUCCAACUUAGCACGUUAUGAUGGUGUCAGGUAUGGAAAUCAAGCUGUUGCUGAUGAAUUAAAUUUGCUUUAUGGAGAUUCUCGAGCAAAAGGAUUUGGUCCUGAGGUCAAAAUGAGAAUUUUGAUGGGAACAUAUGCCUUAUCAGCUGGUUAUUAUGAUGCAUACUACAAGCGUGCCCAGCAGGUGAGGACUUUAAUUCGGAAAAGCUUCAAGGCAGCGUUGGAUGCAAAUGACAUCCUAAUUUGUCCUGCUGCUCCAUCUGCUGCUUAUAAAAUUGGAGAAAAGAAAAAUGAUCCGUUGGCAAUGUAUGCCGGUGACAUUAUGACCGUUAAUGUUAAUUUGGCAGGGUUACCUGCAUUAGUUUUGCCAUGUGGAUUUGUCGAAGGGGGUCCUGCAGGACUUCCUGUUGGCCUUCAAAUUAUCGGUGCCGCAUUUGAUGAGGAGAAAUUACUCAAAGUUGGUCAUAUCUUUGAGCAGACUCUGCAAGGUUACAGAUUUGUUCCUCCAUUGAUAGCAGGAGAUGUUGUAUGAUAGCAUAUGCUAUUUAUCUCUGCUCCUUUUCAGCAUUUUUAAGCCUUUGUGCAAUAUUAUUGUUCUCCUGAGGUAAAAUUCCAAUCCAAUUCGAAAUCCCAAACCAAAUGUUAAUUUGGAAUGGAAUUUUGAAAUGCGGAGUUUAAAAUGGAAUUUAACUUUUAAAAUAUUAGUAUAUGGAGUAUAGAAUGGAAACAAAAAAAUAAAAUUCCAUAUUUCAAGCCA